AUGCAACAAACUAAUGUUGUCGGCAAGCCUGGCUCUCACGGUAGCAGAGACAAAAACCAGAAAAGUAAAAGUGGAGACAAGGGCAGUCAGGGGAAGGGAGGAAGAAGAGGAGGUGGGAGUAAACAUGGAGGAGGAGGAGGAGGAAAAGGAAUGUUUAGAGAUGGAAGUGAGGAUUGGUCAACUGAGGGAACGUCCUUCAUUUCCGGAACGUCGCAAAACGGCGGCUGGCAGUCGUCAUUCUCGUCAGCCUUCUCGUCAUCAAAUAAAAAAAACGCCGGACACGGAUUCGGUUCGAAGGAUGGAACAGGAUUUCAGAAAAUUGGAGGCAGUCACGACAAGGAAGCAAGAUGGAGUUCAUCGUUCACGUCAGGUUCCUACAAGUGGAGUAGCAGAGGUGGAUCUGGUGUUGGUAACAUGAAACUUGAUCUCGAUUCUUUGCUAGGUGAAAAAUCCUUCGAUGAGGAAUCAUGGACUGUUGUGGAAAAUAAGACGAGAGGUGGCAUCGCCGACGUGCCGGUCGAUUGGAACGAGUGGUCAGAAUGGACGCAACAAGCGAACGGAACGUCAGUACGCACCAGAACUUGCAAGAACGCACCGAAAGGUCUCUGCAGGGGUCCAAACAAACAAACUAGGAUGAGGACAGAAACUUGGGUAGAAUCAUCUGAAGAAUGGUCGGAAGAAUCCAGUGAACAACCUUACGAUGAAACGGAAGUUCGGACCUUCAAAGCAUUAAGAAGGAAGGGUCAUCGAGGGGGAAAAGGUCAUGAUCAAGAUAGUGAGGAUAGUGACGAGUCCUGGUCCUACGAAGUUGACUUUGGCAACAUGGCUGAAGUUUUAGAAGACUGGGAAGUUUGGAGUGAUUGGGUUCAAGGAGCAGACGGCUGGUGGCAAAGAACGAGAAAAUGUAAAAAUCAGUCAAAGAAUGGACCGUGCAGAGGAAAAGUUUCACAAAGAAGGAAGAAGAAGGUGAAAAUUGGUGGUCGUGGUCGUCAUCAUGGUCAUCGCCACGGCAGUCACGAUGGUGGCGACAGCAGUGGCCAUUCCUGGUCAUACGAAGCUGACAAAGCAAUUUCAGUUGUGGAAGUUUUAGAAGACUGGGAAGUUUGGAGUGAGUGGGUUCAGGGAGCAGACGGCUGGUGGCAAAGAACGAGAAAAUGCAAAAAUCAGUCAAAGAAUGGACCGUGCAGAGGAAAAGUUUCACAAAGGAGGAGGAAGAAGGUGAGAAGUGGCGGCAGUAGCAGUAGCGAUGAUGACGACUCUGGUUCUUGGUCUAUUUCCAUUGAUAAAGACGAAGUGAAAGAAGAUUGGCUGGAAUGGGGCGAGUGGAUCUUGGAUGUGAAUGGGAUUUGGACGAGAACGAGGAAGUGCAAAAAUGUUGGAAAGGAUGCGAAGUGCAGAGGAAAAACCACGCAGACCAGACGCAAGAAGAAGAAGACCAGACACGGUAAAGAUGACCCAUUUAAACGGUCGACGAGUCAUCGCCGAGACAAAGGAAAACACGGACAUGGCAGUCGAGACUUUAGUGAUUCGUGGUCAUACGAAAAUCAAGCUGAUUUUAUGGCUGAAGUUUUAGAAGAUUGGGAAGUUUGGGGUGAGUGGAUUCAAGGAGCAGACGGCUGGUGGCAGAGAAUGAGGAAGUGUAAAAAUCAGUCAAAGAAUGGACCGUGCAGAGGAAAAGUUUCACAAAGGAGGAGGAAGAAGAUGAAGGGAAGUGGCAACAGUGACGACGACGACUCUGGUUCUUGGUCUAUUUCUAUUGAUAAAGACGAAGUGAAAGAAGACUGGCUGGAAUGGGGCGAGUGGAUCUUGGAUGUGAAUGGGAUUUGGACGAGAACGAGGAAGUGCAAAAAUGUUGGAAAGGAUGCGAAGUGCAGAGGAAAAACCACGCAGACCAGACGCAAGAAGAAGACCAGACACGGAUCUAAAUUCGGCGACGGCAAGAGCCACCGCAGACACAAAGGAAAACAUGGGCACGGUAGUGGUAGCGUUGAUGAAAGUUGGUCUUAUGAAGUUCAAACAGAUACGAUCGCAGAAAUAGCAGAAGACUGGGAAGUUUGGGGUGAGUGGGUUCAGGGAGCAGACGGAUGGUGGCAAAGAACGAGAAAAUGUAAAAAUCAGUCAAAGAAUGGACCGUGCAGAGGAAAAGUUUCACAAAAGAGGAAGAAGAAGGUAAAGGGAAGUGGCAGUGGCAGUGGCAGUAGCGACAACGACGAUUCUUUCUCUUAUACCGUCGAUAAAGACGAAGUUAAAGAAGACUGGUACGGUUGGGGUGAAUGGAUGGUGGAUGCAUUUGGAGUUCGCACUAGGACCAGGAAGUGUAAAAAUGUUGGAAAAGAUGCAAAAUGCAGAGGAAAAGCUACGCAGGCAAGACUCUCGAAACGUAAACAUGGUUCUGAAUCAAUUGACUCUAGCGGUUCUAUAGAAAUUACAAACGAACCAACGUCUCCAGAGAAUCUCGAAGAUUGGAACGAAUGGAGCCAGUGGGAAAAGGAUGCGGAUGAUUUCUGGGUUCGGAAAAGAGUUUGUAAAAACGCGCUAUCUUCAGGAAAAUGCAGAGGAGCAUGCAUUCAAAAGAAGAAGGAAAUAAUAACAACAACUACAACUAUCAAAAUAACUAAAAAAAGACGCAAGAACUCGUGUGCCGACGAUGAAGUCCUUAAAGAUUGGUUUUUAUGGGGAGAGUGGAAACUUGUCGGCACAAUUUGGACACGAACAAGAGUUUGUAAGAAUGACGGAAUUACAGGCAUAUGCAGAGGAAAAUCAGUUGAAACUUCUAAAACGGAUCCGAAAGUUACGCCAACCGAUGAUGAAUACAAUAACGAUCUUGGACUUGAUAAUCUUGAGGAAGUUCCUAAGCCGAUAGACGGAGGAUGGAGCCCUUGGGAAGAUUGGUCUCCUCUUACUGGAACAAAAAAUCCAGAAACUCAAACUCGGAAAAGAAAAUGUGACAACCCGGAGCCUGGCAACGGUGGAAAAAAAUGCAAUGGCUCCGAUACAGAUUCGAAGCAAGUCUAUUCUCCAAUUGAUGGGAAGUGGAGUGAUUGGACAGAAUGGUCCAGACCUGUUUCAAGCAGCACGAAAAUCUAUAGGACAAGAGUGUGUAACAAACCACCCCCAAGUAAUAACGGAAAAUAUUGCAGUGGUAACGAGCGAGAUGAAAAAGAUGUAAUCUUUCCAACCGAUGGCAAGUGGGAAGAAUGGAGCCCCUGGUCCACUCCAACUUUUGAUUCAAAUCCAGAAACACUUACACGCACUCGCCAUUGUACUAAUCCAGCUCCUUCAAACGGAGGAGCAGACUGUUCUGGACCGGAUCAAGAUACUAAACAAGAGUACCAUCCAAUUGAUGGUGGCUGGUCCGAAUGGACACCGUGGGCAUUCAACGGAACGGAAGAAAAGAGGCGAGAUCGAACUUGCACUAAUCCUAAGCCAGAGUAUUUUGGCAAGCUAUGUGCUGGACCAAGUUUUGAAAUUGUUCACAUUAUUCUUCCUACAAACGGAGGCUGGAGUAAUUGGGGUCCCUGGUCUGAAUUAACUCAUUUAACUAAUCCUGAAACAAUCUAUCGAAAACGAGUGUGUGAUCAUCCAACACCAGCUAACGGCGGUGCAUAUUGUGAAGGUAAUGAUCAAGAUAAAGAAGAUAAAUACACACCAAUUGAUGGAUCAUGGAAAGAAUGGGGACAAUGGUCUGAUGCUAAUUGUAAGUCAGAUGAAGUUCAGCGUGUUCGAGAAUGUAAACCUCCAAUGUUUAAUGGCAAAGAUUGCGUAGGACCAAAAAUUGAAACGAAGCCUAUUACUAGACCUGUUGAUGGAAAUUGGGGCGAUUGGGGCGAAUGGAUUGAUUUGUUCAUUCAAACAUAUCAAUUAAAUCCCAAAACAGUCUAUAGAAAACGAUUUUGCGAUAGUCCUUCUCCGUCAAACGGAGGAUCAGAAUGCAUUGGUCCAAGUACAGAUAGAACAGAUGUUUAUACUCCAGUUAAUGGAGGAUGGAAUGAAUGGUCAGAAUGGAAACUUUUACAUGAACUAGGGAAAAAAAGUCGUUACAGAACAUGUUCGAAUCCAGCUCCUCUUUAUGGCGGCUCAAAUUGUAAUGGUUUUUCCGAAGAAUUAGAAGAUUUGAUUGAACCAAAAGACGGUAACUGGAGUCCCUGGUCAGUUUGGUCAACUCCUACUGGUUUAUUUAAUCCAGAAACAAUAAGAAGAACUAGAAGUUGUGACAACCCAAGUCCCGUAAACGGCGGUAAAGACUGUGAAGGAUUUCCAGAAGAUACAUACACGAUAGAAAAACCCAUUGAUGGAGGAUGGUCAGAAUGGACGGAAUGGACACUUACACCUGAUAAAAAAUAUCAAGAACAUAAUCGCACGUGUACAAAUCCAUCACCCCUGUUUGGCGGUAAAAAUUGUGUCGGUGUGGAAUUCGAGGCAGUUGAAAAACCAAUUGAUGGAAGAUGGAGUGAUUGGGGAGAGUGGUCUAUUCUUACUAAUGCAACUAAUCCAGAGACAAUAAGAAGAAGAAGAGUUUGCAAUAACCCUAUACCAUUUGGUGGCGGUAAAGAGUGUUCUGGUUUAGAUAUUGAUGAAAUAACAAUAUACAGAGCAGUUGAUGGCGGCUGGAGUGACUGGUCUGAAUGGACCCCAGAAUCCGAGUCCUCAAUGAUUCGUUUUAGAAAAUGUGACAACCCUGCUCCGUUGUUUGGGGGCUUAGAUUGUUCUGGUCCCAAUAGUAAUUCAAAACACGUUGAACAUCCAACUGAUGGCAAAUGGGGGUUGUGGACACCUUGGUCCGAACCAACUCGUGCAACUAACCCAGAAAUAGUUACUAGAGUAAGAUACUGCAAUGAGCCCAUGCCUUCAAACGGAGGAUUGAAAUGUGAAGGUGAUGAUACGGAUUCCAAAUUAAUUUAUCAUCCAAUUCACGGUAAUUGGGGAGAUUGGUCAGAUUGGUCAGAAAAACGAACAAAUGUCGACACUGUGUACCGAACACGAAAUUGCUCUAAUCCUGAACCUCAGCAUGGAGGUGACGAUUGUCUUGGUAAUAAUAUAGAUUCUAAACCUAUUGAUUUACCGGUCAAUGGCCAUUGGGGCUCUUGGGGUCCUUAUGAUAAACCGACAGGAUUACUUAAUCCAGAGCCCAUAACCCGAAAACGAGAGUGCGACAGCCCACGUCCGGCAAACGGUGGUUUGAUGUGCGAAGGAGAUGACACGGAAACUGUUUACAUUAAUAGGCCAAUCGAUGGAGCAUGGAGUGAUUGGGGUGAGUGGCUUCAAAUUUCACAAUUAACAGAGUGGAAAAGAACAAGAUCAUGUAACAAUCCUUUACCAUUAUAUGGCGGUAAAAUUUGCGCUGGAUUAGAUGAAGAAAGAAAAACACUUGAACCGGUCAAUGGUGGAUGGACGGAAUGGACCAACUGGUCUGAACCAACACGUCGGUCAAAUCCAGAAGAACUUUCUAGAUAUCGAUACUGUUCCAACCCUACUCCCGAAAAUGGAGGUGAACCCUGUAGUGGUCCAGAAAGAGAAACACGAACGAUAAAUAAUCCAAUUGAUGGUUGCUGGGGACCGUGGUCUUCUUGGUCCGAACCUACUGAAGGAACGACUGAAGUAACUAGAACGAGAUUCUGCAACAAUCCGUCUCCACAGUAUGAAGGAAAAAACUGUGAGGGCCCGCAGGAAGAACACAAAAAUGUAAAAGUACUUACAAAUGGUGGCUGGAGUGAAUGGAGUGAAUGGUCACAACCCACUGAAUUAACAAAUCCUGAAAUUUUAAUAAGACGUAGAUACUGCAACAACCCAACCCCCUCGAAUGGCGGAUCUAAUUGUGAGGGACCUUACGACGAUACAAUCAACUACGCAAGACCAAUUGAUGGCGGUUGGACCGAAUGGUCGGAGUGGUCCCUUCCCACAGGUUUAACUAACCCAGAAAUUCUGACAAAAACUCGUAGUUGUACUAAUCCAAGACCAGAGUAUAAUGGAAAAUUAUGCGAUGGACCUGAUGAAAACACAAAAGAAUUAACUAGACCCAUUCACGGAAAUUGGGGACCAUGGGGUCACUGGUCUUGCCCGAUGGUAACAAAAAUUCCAGAAAUUUACGCAAGAGUAAGAAGUUGCAACAACCCUGCACCCAUGUACGGUGGUCUAAGAUGCGUUGGAAACGAUACUGAAACAAAGCGCGUGCCCAAACCAAUAAAUGGGAAUUGGGGAGAGUGGGGCGCCUGGUCAACCCCAACAAAUCGAACAAAUCCUGAAACACUAGCAAGAAUGAGGACGUGCGAUAAUCCUGUUCCACUUUAUGGCGGCAAGGGAUGCAAAGGUUCCAACAAAGAUACGAAAAAAAUCACUAGACCCGUGAAUGGCGGUUGGGCGCUAUGGGGUCCGUGGGACAUUCCAUCCGAGUGGAACUUACCUCAAACCGUGAAAAGAACUCGUACAUGCACCAGACCAAAGCCUGAUUUCGAUGGACGUCCCUGCACAGGGCCUGACCAAGAAACGAAAGUGAUCACUGAAAGGACUCCAGUCAACGGCGGGUGGUCAGCCUGGUCUCAGUGGUCUACUCCCACGGGACUUUUGAAUCCUGAAACGAUUAACCGGACACGUGCUUGCAACAAUCCACAGCCUAUGUUCAACGGCAAAGAUUGUGUCGGACCGAAUAUCGAAUACGAGAACAUCACGAGACCGAUAGACGGAGUGUGGGGAGAGUGGGGUCCCUGGAGUGAACCCACAAAACUGUCCAACCCUGAAAACUUGACGAGAACGAGACAAUGCAACUCACCGGCUCCCUUGUACGGUGGUUUAAAUUGUGUCGGACCGAAUACUGACACGAAACCGUAUACAACACUUUCGUCUCGCAUGUACGUUGGCCUGUUAACUAAAUAUGAAAAAUUUGCAAUCGCUUCAACUGAGAAACAUCACCGAGAACAUUUUCAAACAGCAAUCAACGGCGAAUGGACCGAUUGGACGGAAUGGUCAACUCCGACCCAUAUGACCAACCCUGAAACCCUGACACGAACGCGUACAUGUACCAGUCCUGCACCUGAGUUUGGAGGGUUGGGCUGCGAUGGUUCGCCCGUUGACACUCAAGAACUUACAAGACCUAUUGAUGGUGGCUGGAGCAGUUGGAGUCAGUGGUCAACUCCUUCCAGACAGACACCAAUAGAAACAAUAUUCCGGACAAGAGAAUGUGACAGCCCUAGGAGUGCGUUUGAUGGGAGAGAUUGCGAUGGAGAUAAAAGGGAAUUGCUAAACAUCACAAACCCCAUCGACGGACAUUGGGGGGAAUGGAGUGAAUGGGAUGCAUAUAUCCCAGUACCUGGGCAAGCAGACCGCAAAAUAUCUAGGAGAACGAGGUCAUGCAACAGUCCAACGCCAGAAUUUGGCGGUAAAGAAUGCGAGGGUAAAGAUUUCGAAGAAGAUGUCAAAGUUAAAAAUAGUCCCAAACCCAUUGACGGAGUAUGGUCAGAUUGGUCGGAGUGGUCAAAACCAACUGGACUCGAAAACCCUGAAACCAUAACAAGUGUGAGAACGUGUACAAAUCCAUCGCCGGCCUUUGGCGGGAAAAUGUGCGAGGGUGAUAACCAACAGUCUAAACUAAUAUAUAAUGCCGUUCAUGGCAGAUGGGGUGACUGGUCAGGUUGGGCCAAACAAAAUGCCGAUGGGCACAAUGAAAUAAUGAGAACGAGGGCUUGCGACAGUCCUGCCCCCGCCUACGGUGGCGACGAUUGUGUGGGCAGUUCCGUGGAGGUCAACCAGCUCGAAGACGAUAAGCCAAAACCUGUUGAUGGAUUGUGGGGUGAAUGGAUGGACUGGAUAAUCGAACCAAGUCCGGAUAAUCCGACCAGCAAAACGCGCUACAGGGCCUGCGAUAAUCCGGCUCCAUCGUUCGGAGGUGUCAUUUGCGAGGGUCCUAGUUCCGAAACUCAACCUCAUUAUAAACCCGUCGAUGGCGGUUGGACUGAAUGGUCAGAUUGGUCAAAACCAACCGGUGAGGCCACUCCUGAAUACGUGAAACGUACGAGAACUUGCACAAAUCCGGCUCCUCAAUACGAAGGAAAGGAUUGCAUGGGAGAUAAAGAGGAAUCGGCUCCAGUUGUCCCAGAGUUCCACUUACCCGUUGACGGAGGCUGGAGUUUGUGGGGCGAGUGGUCGGUCCCUAUCGGGGUGACUCCGUCUGAGACACUCACAAGGGCGCGAAUUUGUGACAACCCAACACCCGCCAAUGGUGGAAAUCCCUGCUAUGGUUCAGGCAUCGACUUCAAGGAUAUUAAAAACCCUAUAAAUGGUAAUUGGGGCGAGUGGGGUGAAUGGUCAACCCCGACUAAAUUGGUCAACCCUGAAAUUAUUAAACGAACCCGGCUCUGUGAUUCGCCAGCCCAAAUGAAUGGUGGCUGGGAUUGUUACGGGAAUGAUACUGAGACUAAAGAAACAACUUCCCCCGUUGACGGUGGUUGGUCAGAGUGGUCAGAUGUAACGAAUGACGUAGAAUUAGGAGUUCAAAAAAGAACGAGAACAUGCAGCAACCCGUUCCCAGCUUUUGACGGGCAAGACUGCAUUGGAGAGCCUGUAGAAAUUAUAGGAAACAUGGAAGAGUUACCGCAGCCGAUAGACGGUGAUUGGACCAGUUGGUCUGAAUGGACUAGCAUCGAAAAAACCGACAAAACUGAAACAUUUAAGAAGGAGAGAAGCUGCAAUAAUCCCACGCCAUUGUUUGGCGGAAAAGAAUGCGAAGGCGAACCUAUUAUAACUGUUACAAUUGAUUUGCCCAUCGAUGGUGGUUGGACCGAAUGGACCGACUGGUCAGUACCGACGGAUACUUCGGUACCGCAGACAAUCACCAGGACAAGGACAUGUACAAACCCGGUACCGAAUAAUGAGGGUAAAGAUUGCGAGGGCCCUCCUACUGACUAUAGGGAGUUCACCCCUGAUAAGCCGUUGCAACAAAUGCAUAGAUCGUUUUUUCGUGACUUUACAUUUUCAAACUCAAAUCGGAGAAAUUAUGUUCUGAAUAACAAUGUAGCCAUUGACGGAGGUUGGUCGGAUUGGUCGGAUUGGGAAGACGAAGACUUAUCCCAUCAAAUUAGAACGAGAACAUGCACUAAUCCCAUUCCUGUAUAUGGAGGAAAAAAUUGCGAGGGACCGAAUAGCCAGGAGAAAAAGAUUAAAAUCUGUCCGCCCGACUACACGUACAAUCCUGAGUCAAAGAAAUGUUACAAACUAAUUAAGAAGAGGUUGAGCUGGGAAGGGGCGAGAAGUGCUUGCAAACGGAUCAACCCAGACGCACAUUUGGUCAUAAUUGAUGACCAAACUUCGCAGAACGCCAUUGCUAAAUUCUUCAAUUCUGACAACGGUACACUACGCGAGAAAUGCUCCGAUCCAUCUGGUACGACGUUGAACGUCUGGACUGCUGGCAAAAGAUUAAUCAACCAAGCCAACAACAAAUUUCUCUGGCUACCUGAUAACGACAGGGAACCAAGAGAAAUGAGAUACUCCAACUGGGAAGUUUCAUACCCUGAGGAAAAGGCCGGCGUAGAGCAAUGCACCUUCUUCAAACUACCUGAUUUUAAAUGGAUAGAAGGCCCGUGCGGAUGCCAGAAACCUGAAGAAAAAGAUGCAAGUCUGGAUAGUAGUGAAGACGAAGAUGAAGAAGAAGAGGAAAUAGGUCCAGAUGGUAAAAAGAAGCAUAAGCAUAAGACAAAAAAAUGGAGAAAAAAUAUCAUCUUUGGCGGGAAAGCUAGCCAUGAUGAGAAAUCUCAGUCAACUUCGUGGUCGUACGAUAGCCACGAUAUAACCACGGAAGUAGAGGCAACAGAGGAUUGGGAGGCCUGGAGUGAAUGGGCGCAGCAGGGAGAUGGCUGCAUGAAGAGGAAGAGGACUUGUAAGAAAGAGGCGAAGGGGGGCAAGUGUUCUGGAAAAAGUGAACAGAAGAAGAGAAGAAAGACGUGGAGAGUUGAUGGCUCUUGGGAAAUAUCUAACGAUGGCUCCAGAGACGCAGGACCAGAAGUCGCAGAUGACUGGGAGCAGUGGUCGGAAUGGACGAAAGAUGGAAAUCUGAAAGUCUGGAUUAGAACGAGGAAGUGUAAGGACGUAAAUAAAAAUUGUAGAGGUCGUAGUAUGCAGAAGAAGCGGAAAGUCAGAAGAACCAGGACGAUCAGAAAGUGGACUGUUACAAAAACGCACACCGAUGAAUCGGGUUCUGAGUCAUUAGACAGCCAGCAUCGCAGCCACGGCAGCAAGAGUGAUAAUAGCCACAGUGAAGAACACGGUGAACAUAGCAAGGAACACAGCAAAGAACACGGCGAACAUAGCAAAGAACACGGCGAACAUAGCAAAGAACACAGCAAAAGCGACGAAAGCAAAAGUCAUGGCAGUCACGACAAGAGCCACUCCAGUGGUAGCCACAGCCAGGAGCAUGAGGAUCACGAAACAACUCACAUUGACGAGAGUACCGAUAAAGAAGAUUGGUCUGUUGACGGAAGCGAGAUUCCUGACAAUCUGGAAGACGCUCCUGAAGAUGUUGAACAGUGGGCAGAGUGGGCACUGGAGAUGGACGGAACAUGGUGCAGAAAAAGAACCUGCAAAAGGAAGGACAAAAAUUGUAAAGGUCGUCUAAUUCAGAAGAGAAGAAAAAGAAUGUGGAAAAUUAUUGGAUCAUGGUCGAUCGACGAAUCUGGCGACUCAAACCUCGAAGUGGCCGAAGAAUGGGAAACGUGGACGGAGUGGGUGAAGGGUUCGGAAGGGUGGUGGCGUAGAACGAGGAAGUGCAAAAACAAAGCAGCCAAUUCAAAGUGUAGAGGAAGCAGUAAACAAACAAAGAGAGUCAGAGGUUGGAAAAAGACAAGAGUUUUCAGAAAGAAGACUUGGCAAAAAACCAUCCAAAAUAGCGAUUGGUCUCUUGAUAAGGAAAAUAAUAUUUUCCAAAACGGCCGAGAAGAGUUUCCAGAGGAUUGGAAUUUAUGGGGUGAAUGGACACAAGACGACGAAAAUUCUUUCACAAGAGUAAGAACAUGUAAGAAUAUUGGUCCAGAUGCCAAAUGCAGAGGUCAAAAGAAGCAGAGGAGAAUUAGAAAAGUUACCAAAUACGACAUAGAAAUAUCAUCCGAUCUUGAUUCCGAUUUUAACGUUGAAAAGUCACAGGACAUUUCCUGGUCUCUUGAUAGUACAGAUGACAGUGCAUUAGAAGUUCCAGAUGACUGGGAACAGUGGGUGACGUGGUCUUCAGAUCAAAAUGGGUGCGUCCUACGAACCAGGAGUUGUAAGAAUACCCAAUGCAGAGGGAAGAACAAACAACGAAAAUGUAAAAAAACAAAGAGGAUUCAAGGCAUGUGGAACAUUUAUGAAACACAAGAAGGGGAGGAAGUUUCGAAAGAUUGGGAGACGUGGUCUGAAUGGAAAUUUGAUAAGAGAGGUUUUGAUGUGAGAACCAGGAAUUGCAAAAACGCCGAGUCAAGCGGUAAAUGCCGAGGAGCUAGAAAACAAAAAAGAAAAUUAAUUAAGGAUAUGAACUGGAAGUUAACAGGAGAUUGGUCACUGGACGAGAGUGACGAUAAAUCAGAAAAACUUGAAGAUUGGGAACUCUGGGGUGAAUGGACAAAAACUGACGAUAUCUGGUGGAGUAGAAAGAGAUUCUGCAGAAAUAAAGUUAACAACGGAAAAUGCAGAGGACAAUCGAUUCAGAAGAGACGGUUAAGAGUCUGGAAAACUGUAGGCUCUUGGUCCAUUGACAUUACAAAAGGUUCCUGGUCGGCGGAUGAAUCAGCUAACGAUUGGAAAACAUGGACUGAAUGGACUCUACAGGAAACUGAUAACUGCUGGCUUAGAACACGAGAAUGUAAAGUUGCCAACUGUAAAGGUGCGGCACUGCAGAGAAGAAGAAAUCGUACCUUCUCUGUUUCAACAGGCGCAAGGGAAGAUCAAUCCAGUAAAGUUACAAAAUCGCAGGAACACGACGAAAAAAUUACUUCAAAACGUAAGACCAGGAGGAAAAGCUGGAACAAGUUUAAAACUGUAAGUACAAGAGGAGAGGAAAAUUUUGAAAAACACGAUCUUGAUAUGCUGAUUGGUGGAGGUUAUAACAAAUACAGCGUCGCAUCUGAUGAUAAAGAAAGUUUCGUAUUUGACGGUACUGGAUUUGUCAGGAAGGAGCUUAGCGGCGAUGUUAAUAUACACGUUAAGAGUGAUGAGAGUAGUCGUAACGGAGACAAGAAAGUUCAUGGCGGAAGUCAUGAUAAAGUUGGUUUCGGUAUGGGAAUGGGAGCGAUAGUUGGUAAAAAUAGCCGUAGCGGAGACAAGAAUGUUCAUGGCGGAAGUCAUGAUAAAGUAGGAUUCGGUAUGGGAAUGGGAGCAGGAGUUGGUAAAAGUAGCGGUAGCGGAGACAAGAAAGUUCAUGGCGGAAGUCAUGAUAAAUUUGGAUUCGGUAUGGGAAUGGAAGUGAAAGUUGGUAAAAGUAGCAGUAGCGGAGACAAGAAUGUUCAUGGCGGAAGUCAUGAUAAAGUAGGAUUCGGUAUGGGAAUGGGAGCAGGAGUUGGUAAAAGUAGCGGUAGCGGAGACAAGAAAGUUCAUGGCGGAAGUCAUGAUAAAUUUGGAUUCGGUAUGGGAAUGGAAGUGAGAGUUGGUAAAAGUAGCGGUAGCGGAGACAAGAAUGUUCAUGGCGGAAGUCAUGAUAAAGUAGGAUUCGGUAUGGGAAUGGAGAUUGGUAGAAACGGUCAGAACAAAGACAAAAAUGUUCAUGGUGGAAAGAGUGGGAGUCAAGACCAGAGUGGAAUGGUAUAUGCAUUUGGUAAAAGUAGUCAGAGUAAAGAUAAGAAAGGUCAUAUUGAAGAUGGGAUAAAUAUGAUGUCGAAACAAAUGGAACAGAUUGUUCAAAAAAAUGAUCAAGACAAAAAUAUUAAAAAACAAGUUGGAAAUGCCCAGAUUGGACAAAACAACGACGACAGAGAUAAUGGCAGAAAUGACAAAAAUCAACAAAAGAGCCUCAACAUUCAAGAAGCUGGUCAAAGGACACAGAUUCAAGACAUGGGUCACAGCGUACAAAUGUUUGAUACGAAAGGACAAAACAAUGAUAAAAAAGAUAGCGGUAAAAAUGAUGAUAAGAAGGAUAACGGCAAAAAUGAUAAAGGCCGACCUGCUCAAGAUGAUAAGGCCAACAAAAGAGGAAGAAGUAAGAGGUCUGCUUCCAGCGUUGAUAGCAAGAAAGGUGGUGCGAAAAAACAGGCUCCCAAACCAUUUUAUGAUCCAAUUUGUGGAAUCAACAUGUGUGCUCUUUGCGAGUUGGAUUUAGUAUAA
Messenger RNA from Helobdella robusta, 13272 nucleotides. RefSeq lists its product as hypothetical. NCBI's taxonomy places the organism in Eukaryota, Metazoa, Annelida, Clitellata, Rhynchobdellida, Glossiphoniidae. The coding region runs from base 1 to 13272 and encodes 4423 amino acids. The record is from RefSeq and is a predicted model, not a curated record. The transcript is spliced from 48 exons.